AUGGAAGGACGCAACACCGUGAGUGCCUACUACGAAGCGGCCGCCGAGGCAAGGACUGGGUCGGGCGACGUGCCGCAGCAGGGCGGGUCACGGCGAGAGUUCGAGGCGAGUCUGGCGUCAUCUAGCCUUGACGAUUUGAUGGGCAGCCUCGCUCACAUUCGAGAAGCGAGCAACACCUACUUUGGCGAGCUACUGGCGGCUGAAAAGGAGCGUAUGCGCGAGCAGGCCAAGAAGCCCAAGGCCUAG
Messenger RNA from Acanthamoeba castellanii str. Neff, 246 nucleotides. RefSeq lists its product as uncharacterized. The record is from RefSeq and is a predicted model, not a curated record. Lineage: Eukaryota; Discosea; Longamoebia; Acanthamoebidae. The coding region runs from base 1 to 246 and encodes 81 amino acids. The transcript has a single exon.